Kockovaella imperatae is the source of this 1137-nucleotide messenger RNA. Its product is annotated as ribosomal protein L13e. Gene Ontology annotation, molecular function: structural constituent of ribosome; RNA binding. Gene Ontology annotation, cellular component: ribosome; cytosolic large ribosomal subunit. The transcript is spliced from 5 exons. Lineage: Eukaryota; Fungi; Basidiomycota; Tremellomycetes; Tremellales; Cuniculitremaceae. The record is from RefSeq and is a predicted model, not a curated record. Gene Ontology annotation, biological process: translation. The coding region runs from base 162 to 782 and encodes 206 amino acids.
CGAAUUUGACAGAAUCGCCAUUUGCAGAGCUGGUAAAGGUGAUUUUGUGCUGUAUACUCUUCUCUUUGGACCCACUUGGUGAGAUAGAAUCGAGGUCUUGGAGACUCUGUUCACUGAUCAGCGUCGCUUUCUGCCUACUCAGAUCGACACAAUCCGGCAAAAUGGUCAAGCACAACAACCAGUUGCCGAAGAACCACUUCCACAAGGACUGGCAGAGGCGGGUCAAGACUUGGUUUGACCAACCCGGAAAGAAGAAGUCUCGACGAGUUGCACGAACCAAGAAGGCACUUGCCGUUGGAGCUCAACCCCUUGAGAGACUCCGACCUGCUGUCAGAUGCCCAUCUCAACGGUACAACAUCCGAAUCAGGGGCGGAAGAGGAUUCACCAUUGCUGAACUCAAGCUUGCUGGAAUCAGGAAGAAGGAGGCCAAGAGCAUUGGAAUUUCCGUCGACCACCGCAGGAGAAACAAGAGCGAGGAGGGACAACAAUUGAACGUUGACCGACUGAAGGAGUACAAGACGAGAUUGGUUGUCUACCCCCGAAAGGCCGGCAAGGCCAAGAAGGGCGAUGCUACUGGAGACGACCUCACCGCUCACAUCACCCGAACUGCCCUUCCUCUCCCCACCGGCUACACUGCCGAGAAGCCUCGUGCCAUCGAGGACUCUGAGAAGGAGGUCGAGGCCUUCCAGACUCUCCGAAACGCCCGAGCAGAGAAGCGCAACCUUGGAGCCAAGCUCAAGAGGGAAGAGGCUGCUCGUAUCGAGGCAGAGAACAAGAAGUAGAGUGCAACGCUCUACUUUGUAUCACGAGAGACGGGGGAAGAGAUGGGCAUGUACUCUUCAUAUCGAGGGUCGUGGACAUGUUGCAUGCACGAUAUGGCACCGACACAGGCGAGACUGGUAUACGUCGCGAGGCGAGAGGUGUCUUUUGAGGUGUCGUAUCUACACAGGAUGGGUUUCUUGCCGACAGAGUGGAACCGGGACGAGCAUAAGGCUCUGUCAGAUGAGUCUGGUUGCAAAAAGUCGUUCGCCGGAGGUGCAGGGCGGUUCGGGCGCCUUCUGAGUGGUGCUCUGAAUCCAGGUUCUAAAGUAUGUUCGACUGGCCUGAGUCUUUCUGCCGAACAAUGUAUGACUGAAG